AUGAGCCAUCUACCCAACGAACUAGGACCGAGUGCUCGCGCCCCACGUCCCGCCAGCACAUUUUACAAAUCUCUCCAAGAUCAUACUACAAAAUACAGACUCCGCAAACUCUCCUUCGGAAGUUUUCAAAAGGAGAAAAUCCCACGAUCAGAGCGUCCUUCGAAAACUAAAGUCCCGCCUGAACAACGUAUGCAAGGCGUCCGACGGGGUACCGCGGAAGUCCAGAUCCGACGGGUGAAGUGGUGGGCUGUGAAGCGUAUUUCUGUGUUAACGCAUAAAGCGCAUAAAGCCAUUCGACGAUCUCAGGAGUUACGACAAAGGAUUUUGCACGCUAGGGACGAGACGGUUGAUUUUUUGAUUCCGUUGUUUGAAGAGUUAGGGACGGAACCUAGUGCUGUUCUUGACGCACAAAAACUUGCGAAGAAGCUUGAUAGGAAGAUUACAAAGAUUGAAAAUAAGAUUGCGACAGUUGAGCGACGGAUUCGGAAACUUCAGAGGGAUAUUGAAAGAGUCGAGAGGAAGAGGGACGCGAAGAUUGGGAGUUAUCAGUUACAUAUCAAGAACCUCGCGAGGAAGACAGAAAUCGGCGUUGAGAGUACCGCUGGCAAGGAAGCCGCCGGCGAAAGGGCUGCUGCGAAUACUAGGAAGGCGGCAGAGCUUUGGUUACAUACCCGUUUAAACCGCCACACUCGAAGUUGCGCCAGCUUCGACCGUCCACUCCACCGUUCCAAAAGCCGUCGAGGAAAUAGCGUUGAAGGUAUCAGAGUCCGUUGGAGUGGUGAUCUUUCAGUCAGUAACACUGUCACCAUUCGGCCUACGGAAUCCGGUACCACAGGCGAAAUCUCGCGGUCGAGCAGUUUGGAUAGCAGUUCAUCCUCUAUUGUGAACGUUGACGCUGUAGUUGCCAUCCCCGCUGACGCUAUUGGAGAGGGAUUGGAACUUGAUCUGAAGGUUGUGAAACGGGAAGCUCCGCAGAGGCAAUUUAAUCCGCAGGAAGCUGUGGUUAAGAAGAAGAGCAACGAGGGGGAUGCAAAAGUGGGCGGCCAAAACUUUCAGUUGGAAGAAAAAGAGUCCAGAACCGAGUCCAGAACCGAGCGAAGUGGAAGUGGGGGUGGAAGUUCCGAGGAAGAGUCAAAAGAAGAGUCUACGACAGAGCCUGAGUCUGAAAGCUCUGAGGAAGCCUCCAGAGGAACUCCUGAGGUCUCAAACGAAGUCGGAAAGGGAUCUGAACAGGGACAGGAGGAAUUCGGCCAAGGAUCUGAAGAAAGAUCUGAAGAGGGACUUAAAGCAGUCAUUGAAGAAACACAACGAGCCGGAGCCGGAGCCUCCCCAACCGCAGAAGAAAGCCCAAACCCAAUUCUGGAAGAAGGGUCUAGGGAUUCUGGACAAGGGUUCGAAGGGGGAUCCGAAGCAGGGCUCGAGGCAGGACUCGAACACCUCGAAGAAGAAGGCCCGAAAGCAGAAUCCGAAAACCUCGAAGAGAGACCUCAAGAGCUCUAG
Molecule: messenger RNA, 1500 nt
Organism: Orbilia oligospora ATCC 24927
Lineage: Eukaryota; Fungi; Ascomycota; Orbiliomycetes; Orbiliales; Orbiliaceae
Exons: 2
Coding region: 1-1500 (499 amino acids)
Source: RefSeq, a predicted model, not a curated record